AUGGAAGAAACACGAUUCCGCAUAGUUGUGUUGGGUCCUGGAAAAGUGGGAAAGACAUCAAUCAUUCGACGUUAUCUUCAUGGAACUUUCGAUGAAAAAUACAGAGAAACGGUUGAAGAUCUUUAUUCGAGAGAUUUCAAUAUACAGGGGAAAGAAAUAUCACUGGAAAUUCUGGAUACAAAUUUCGGCUAUCCUGGCAUGCGCAAAAUUGCAAUAGCAUCCGCCAGUGCAUUCAUGCUUGUAUUUUCUGUCAAUGAUGUGGCUAGUUUCAAGCAGAUGAGUGACAUAUGGUCACAAAUUGUGCAGCAACGAAAAGAUGCUCGAACUCUUCCAACUGUUGUUGUUGGGAACAAGUGCGAUUCAUCUCCUCAAAAAGUCUAUGAAGCAACAGUUCAAGCAUGGAUGCAACAUUUAAAUUUCAAUAUAAGUUAUGUCGAAUCCUCUGCAAAAAUGAACUAUAACACAGUGAAAAUAUUCCGAAAUUUUCUGGAUCAAAGUGGUUUAUUGGAUGAAGAAAAGUGGAUGAAGCAACAAAAAUUGAGAUCUCGUGAGAUUUCGCCAACAAAGAAGCUUAAUCGAAAUUGGUCAUUGCGGGUUAGCAAAGCUAAAGACAAUCCAAAAGGUCUCAAUCGGUCGGGCAGUCUUUUACGACGCUCCAAGCACCAGUCACUGAGAAUGAAAUACCACGAUAAAGAAGUACCAUUAGGUGAAAGUGAUUGUAAGAUAUCAUAG
This is a messenger RNA of Brugia malayi, 732 nucleotides long. RefSeq lists its product as uncharacterized. Bases 1 to 732 code for a protein of 243 amino acids. The transcript has 6 exons. Gene Ontology annotation, molecular function: GTP binding; GTPase activity. The record is from RefSeq and is a predicted model, not a curated record. NCBI's taxonomy places the organism in Eukaryota, Metazoa, Nematoda, Chromadorea, Rhabditida, Onchocercidae.